Molecule: messenger RNA, 2397 nt
Organism: Microtus oregoni (creeping vole)
Lineage: Eukaryota; Metazoa; Chordata; Mammalia; Rodentia; Cricetidae
Product: serine protease FAM111A-like
Exons: 4
Coding region: 182-1939 (585 amino acids)
Source: RefSeq, a predicted model, not a curated record
CAAAAAACGUUCUGCUGCAACAGAAGAGCGAGUGGUAGGUUUCUGGAGGCCACGUUGGACUUUAUCAACCUCCAGCUAGAACCUCCUGUUUCUCUGUUUCUUCAGCCUUCUGUACAGGUGCUGUCUGCAGAGGUCUAGUCCAUUGGCUGUUAGAGGCAUACCUCACAGAACAUCCUCCUUCAUGCAAAGAAAAAGCAUGGAAAUCCUGCGCUACUUUUCUCAGGUCCCCAAGGAGCAGAAUGAUCCCAUAAUUUCUCAAAGGAAAAUGGAAUGUAGAAAAAGACCAAAGGAGGUGAGCAAAAACCAGGACCAAAGAUCACACAGGGAUCGACAAGCUCCACGAGUUCAGAACUCUUUCCAAAAUACAACAAUUACCAUCACCUUUGGUGUAAACCAUGCAGUCAGUGAGGUAGCAGAUAAGGGGUCACGUAGCAUAUAUGAGGCCCUGAACACCCUUGACCUUGUCAAAAGAGAGAUAGAAAAACAGGAAGGCAAAGAAAUGCUGGUGUGUGGCAAAGAAGGAAUAGAAGGGUACAUAAACCUCGGUAUGCCCCUCCGUUGUUUUCCACAAGGCAGCCAUGUGGUCAUUACAUUUUCCCAAACUGAAAGUGAGGAGAAAGAAGACAAUGAAGUGUGUGGCCGCUUUGACCAGUCAUCUGUUGAGUGUGUUGUAUUUUACAUUCAUGCUGUCGGGAAUGGGGAGCAAAGGAUUUUGAGGUGCAGAGAACUUCACGAGGAGGGCACCAAACUCUGUGUCUAUGGCUUCAAGGGUGAGACCAUCAAGACCACUCUGCGGAAGGAUGGCAGGUUUCUCUCUUUUGUAGAGAGUGACCAUUGGAAACUUAUUACCAAUGACACCAUCGUAGCAAACAGCCAGCCAGUUGAUGUCUUAGAGGGUAAGCUCUUUCAGAUUGAUGUUGAGAGAAAGAAGAGCCCUUGGAAGGCAGUGGCAACUCAGAAAUCUGAGUUAGAGGACAGAAACGUCACUAUAUUAAAAGAAUACAUUGUGAAUUUGUACCCCACAUUAAAAAGAGAACGGGAAGAACUGAGAACAUACAUCAAGGAAGAGAGUGAGAAAAGAGAGAACACUUCCUUACUCAAAGCACAUAGAGAAAACUUCAGGAAGCUGACCCAAAGCUCCAUUCCAGGUAAAGUCCUCAAACUUCUUUCCCAGCUCAGUGACUCAGUUGGGUUCAUAGUUUGGAACAACAAUGGAAACAGGGGUAGUGCUACUUGCUUCCUUUUUAAAGGGCUGUACAUUUUCACUUGCCGACAUGUAAUAGAUGACGUAGUAGGGGAAGGCAUAGAGCCAAGUAAGUGGGCAGAUAUAAUUGGGCAGUGUAUAAGAGUGACGUUUGAUUUUCAAGUGUUCCCUGUCAAAGAAGACAGCUAUCAUUUUGUUGAACCUUGGUUUGAGGUGUCUGAUGUCACUCUUGACUAUGCUGUCCUGAAACUGAAGGAAAGAGGACAGCACAUCCCUACAGGACUCGGUAAUGGAACACCUUCUGAAUCACUUAGUGGAUUUCUGUUUAUGAUUGGUCAUCCAGAUGGAAAAUAUAAGGUUGUUGAUGGUUGUACUGUGAUGCCUGAAGGCAAGCAAAGAAGGGAAUGUGAGGAUAUUCGUGGAAGAGAAGCAGUGGGUAGCAGGAAUCCUAUGCAGUAUAUCUAUAUGUACACCCAAAGAAGUUUCCAGGAAAAAGUCCAUGAACCUGGUGUGGUUGCCUGGGAUAACACUUUUUAUUGUGGGUCUUCGGGAUCUCCUGUAUUCGAUUCUAAAGGGUCACUGAUAGCCAUGCACACUGCUGGCUUCAUUUGUGAGUAUGAAAGUGGGGUUUCCAGUAUCGUCGAGUUGGGAUCUUCAAUGAAACACAUCCUUGAUGAUAUUAAGCAAAAACAUGAAAAAUGGUACAAUGAAAUCUGUGUUUUCAACAGGAUGUAGAAAUACUGAGUCUGAGAAUUCCAUUUCCUAUUUGGUGUAGGAAGUCCUACAGCCAGUGGUUACCUGCCCAGUGGGGCAUUGCCUCCUGUGCUAUCUAAACCAAUGUAGAGGAUGCCUCUGCUCCCUUUUUCUGGCUGUUGGGUUUGGUUUCUGUUCUCCUUUCAAGCAGAGAAUUCUAAUUAGUGAGUCUACCCCUAAGUAGAUAAGCAUCUAUUUCUGAAUUCUGAGCUAGUGUGGAAUUUUUUUUUAAGCAUCCUUCUUUACCUAUUGUUAAAGCAGUUGCCUCUGCAUUGUUUUUGUGUAGGCAAUGAUUAAUAUAUUUUUUGGACUUUUAGAUGGCGAUUUUUCUUUCAUGAACAAUUGAUGUUUUAGUCUAUGUCCUAUAUAUACCAUGCAUUUUUGAUUGUAAAUAAUUUUUCGUUGUAUUCUGAUCACAGUUUCUCCUCCCUCAACCCCCC